Messenger RNA from Anopheles funestus (African malaria mosquito), 1287 nucleotides. Its product is annotated as ADP-ribosylhydrolase ARH3-like. NCBI's taxonomy places the organism in Eukaryota, Metazoa, Arthropoda, Insecta, Diptera, Culicidae. Gene Ontology annotation, cellular component: nucleus; mitochondrion. The record is from RefSeq and is a predicted model, not a curated record. The transcript has 3 exons. The coding region runs from base 129 to 1178 and encodes 349 amino acids.
UUGUAUCAGCUGGUGUGUUUGUUUACCUAUUCAGUUUUGCCGGGUUUGCACGUGAAAGCAUUUAGUAGCAUCAAAGCACUACAAUUUGUUGUAUAUUUUAGUUGACUCGCACUCUAAACCGGCUUAAAAUGCUAGAAAAAUCAUUAAUGCUAUCGAAAUUCAGAGGCAGUCUUCUGGGUGCACUGGUAGGCGAUUGCUGUGGAGCACCUUUCGAAGGUCAACUCAUGGACAGUGGAGCAAAAUUGAUUUUGAAGAAAAACCUCGACAAACUAGAGGGACCCGCUUUCAGUGCACCGUACAAAAAGUAUACGGACGACACGGCAAUGACUAUACAGACAGCGAAAACGUUUCUCGACCCGAAUGGAUACUCGCAGAAGCUGCUGGCGAAGAAUUAUGUUGUCGAGUUCUUUAAAGAACCCAACCGUGGCUAUGGUGCGGCAGUAGGAGAAGUGUUUCGGAAACUAAGGCAAACCAAAAUAGCCGACCCGACGUGUCCCGCCAUGGCUCAGUUCAAUGGCAGCGGAUCGUUUGGGAAUGGUGCAGCAAUGAGAGUGUCGCCAGUUGCUUUAUACUGCGUGAAUAAGAGCAUCGACGAACUUGUACGACUUGUGAAGGAAUCGUCCGAAGUAACACACACCAACGUGCUAGGUGUGAACGGUGCCAUCCUGCAAGCAUUGGCCAUCCGACAGAGCUUACUGUUGAAUCCGAACGAUCCGUUCUGCUGGAAAACGUUUCUUGCCGAGCUGAAACAGCAUAUGGUUGACAUAGAGAAGGAAAACGAUCCCGAUUUGGAUGCAAACCCGAAUGCGUACGAAAAGCAGCUGCAGAAUAUGGAAAAACUGCUAGACAACACGGUCGAACCGUCCGAUGAGAAUGUGUUGAAUUUGUUGGGACACAGUGUGGCAGCAUUAUAUUCGGUCCCGACAGCAGUGUACUGCUUUUUGCGACACACGCAGGAUUUGCUAAAAGACACGGACCGUAAAUCGUUCCGCAAUACACUAGAAUACGCCAUCUCCCUCGGUGGAGAUUGUGAUACGAUCGGGAGUAUGGCCUGUGCAAUAAGUGGUGCCUAUUAUGGUGAGACUAUAAUUUCAUCCGCAUUGCUGAAGCACUGUGAAAGUGCUGAAAGUGUGGCUGCCCUCGGUGAGCAACUGUUCGAAGUCGCCGGUUCACAGUAAAGUAGACACGUAUGUAUUGAUCACAUCUAAUUUAGUAUGCCCUGAUAGUGGUGUGAAAAAUAAAUGAACGCACGCAGCUGUCUUUUAUCUAAUUGCGAACCCCUUCUUA